Xenopus laevis (African clawed frog) is the source of this 1272-nucleotide messenger RNA. RefSeq names its product hormonally up-regulated neu tumor-associated kinase. The transcript has 8 exons. The record is from RefSeq and is a predicted model, not a curated record. The coding region runs from base 1 to 1272 and encodes 423 amino acids. NCBI's taxonomy places the organism in Eukaryota, Metazoa, Chordata, Amphibia, Anura, Pipidae.
AUGCCUGCAGUUACCAAUGAAGGACUGAACGACGGUAACUUGGAUACAGUUUUACCACAAUGGGAAAGUCAGAGCAAGGAAAUACAGAUAAUAGCUUGCUUUUCCAAGAUGCCGGAGUCUGUGAAAAAUUUUCCCCAUACUAAACGUGUUGGAAACUACCUGGUUGGGAAAAUGAUCAAUAAAGGAUCCUUUGCUAAAGUGAUGGAAGGACUCCAUAUUCCCACUGGACAAAAGGUAGCCAUGAAAGUCAUUGAUAAAAAGAAAGCAAAACAAGAUUCCUAUGUUUUAAAAAACAUGAAGAGGGAGCCCCGCAUACAUCAGAUGAUAAAACAUCCCAAUAUAGUUCAGCUUUAUGAAACUCUGGAGACUGAGAAUUCUUACUAUAUGGUGAUGGAGCUGUGCCUGGGAGGGGACCUGAUGGACAGGAUAUGUGACAAGAAGAAACUGGAAGAAAGAGAUGUAAGGAGAUAUAUUCGGCAGCUACUUUCUGCUGUGGAGCAUCUGCACCGCCAUGGAAUUGUUCACAGAGAUCUCAAAAUUGAAAACUUUCUACUGGAUGAAAAUAGCAACAUUAAAAUUGUUGAUUUUGGAUUAAGCAACACAAUAAGAGUUGAAGGCCUUUCCCAGGAUCUUCUCAACACCCAGUGUGGUAGCCCUGCCUAUGCUGCUCCAGAAUUAUUAGCUAAUAAAAAAUAUGGUGUAAAGGUAGAUGUCUGGUCAAUAGGGGUCAGUAUGUUUGCAAUGCUAACUGGAACACUACCGUUUACUGUGGAGCCAUUCAAUAUUAAACAUCUUCAUCAAAAAAUGGUAAAUGGAGAAAUAAGUCCCAUCCCACCUGAUAUUUCUGCAGGAGCUGUACAUUUUAUCCACACCCUUCUGGAGCCUGAUCCUGACAAGCGUCCAACUGUUAAAGGAGCAAUGGAAGAUAAAUGGUUAAAUGACGGAUUUCUACAAAAAACACUGAAUGCAGUUUCAUUUAGAAAUAGGCUGCGCCCUGAUGAGCUGAAUCCCAUUGUUUUAAGUUACAUGAGCGAAUCCUUGGAUUUCAGUAUUUCAGAGAUUAUCAAUACAUUGGUGAAUAACAGGCCCUCUCCAGUUACAGCUUCAUACUAUUUACUACAUAAGAAACUAUUGAAACAUCAGAAAGAAAAAGGAGUUUUAAAGGAAAAUGCUUCUGAUAAAUGGAAUUUACCUGCUACAAUGCUCAGGGUAGCAACUACUGAAUCCAAUACCUCUACAAAAAAGAUUCUUUUAGAGGUACCUCUUCUAUAA